Molecule: messenger RNA, 988 nt
Organism: Cucurbitaria berberidis CBS 394.84
Lineage: Eukaryota; Fungi; Ascomycota; Dothideomycetes; Pleosporales; Cucurbitariaceae
Exons: 2
Coding region: 222-770 (182 amino acids)
Source: RefSeq, a predicted model, not a curated record
CCGGGGUUCUUGCUUCGAGAGGCGAAGAGGAGCUCGGCCUGCGGCAAGGCGCUCUGUGCUGCAGCAUCCUAGUACCGGGGCUUUAAUCUUGUUUUUUGGACUGGGUAGAUGGUCUUGCAUGUACCUCUGCCCAGGCCUUCGAUCUCGCCCGGCCACUACCUCUUCCACCAAGUGCUGAGAUACCAUUCACCGUCUUCCUCCACCCCACCCUCACGAAUUGAAUGAUACAGAGGAUUCCCGACGACAUGGCGGACAAAAACCAACAGAAUGACCAACAGAAUGAUUCAUCGGAUUCCGAGCCGCAUGAGCGCACGACGAUGCAGCAAGAAAAAGCUGUGAACAAGAAGAAGCAAGACAUACGCGAAGCUGGCCUACAAUCUGCACGCUCACGUUCCUCAUCACGCCGUGCCCGCCGCCAGCGCAUCGAAAAGGACCGGAAAGACGGCAAAUACAUGAUGACGUCCUCGCUAGAAGCACUCGAAGAGGCCGACGCAAACGGAGACCUCCAGAAGAUGGGCAUGUUCGAACGAAUUGGGCCCGACAGCACAUCCAUGGACGGUCCCGUCACGCACGCGCGAGCCAUGAGAGGGGAGAUCCCCAUGCGUGGUACCGACCCGAAUCAACCGUACCGCAUGGACCCUGCCCAGAAGGGUGGGAGUGAUCUAAAGGACCAGGACGGCCUGAAGUUGACGCUGGAGGCGAAUUUGGAGAUUGAGAUUGAGCUGAAGGCGAGUAUUCGCGGCGAUCUCACGUUGAGUUUGUAUGAAUAGCGCAUGAUCGAGAUACACGUUUCCAUUCCACGACGUCCACGAAUCGGCAUCGGCAUCAGCACCGACUGUUACGCGAUCUGGGAUACUGCACGUGGAUAUGCUGCCUUGGGCGAGGCAUCGAGCGUUUGGGAGUUUUUAGCUGCUUACAUGGUUUGGUACAGAUAUUUUGGGUACCCUAUUACAGAGAAAAGAAUGUUAAUAUACCGAUUACCACUCUG